Notothenia coriiceps (black rockcod) is the source of this 1097-nucleotide messenger RNA. RefSeq names its product isoleucine--tRNA ligase, cytoplasmic-like. Gene Ontology annotation, molecular function: ATP binding; isoleucine-tRNA ligase activity; aminoacyl-tRNA deacylase activity. Bases 3 to 1097 code for a protein of 364 amino acids. The transcript has 9 exons. The record is from RefSeq and is a predicted model, not a curated record. Gene Ontology annotation, biological process: isoleucyl-tRNA aminoacylation. NCBI's taxonomy places the organism in Eukaryota, Metazoa, Chordata, Actinopteri, Perciformes, Nototheniidae.
CCAUGGUGGAGCGAGUCCCUGAGUCCAUCAACUUUCCCUCUGAGGAGGAGAAGAUCAUGACGUUCUGGAAAGAUAAGGACUGCUUCCAGGAAUGCCUCAAACAGUCCAAGAACCGGCCAAAGUACACCUUCUACGAUGGCCCUCCCUUUGCCACGGGUCUCCCUCACUACGGGCACAUCCUGGCCGGCACCAUCAAGGACGUCGUUACUCGCUUCGCCCACCAGAGCGGCUUCCAUGUGGACCGGCGCUUCGGCUGGGACUGUCACGGCCUGCCUGUGGAGUAUGAGAUUGACAAGACUUUGGGCAUCAAGGGGCCUGACGAUGUGGCCAAGAUGGGCAUCGCUGAGUACAACAAGCAGUGCAGAGGCAUUGUCAUGAGAUACUCCAACGAGUGGGAGACUGCAGUGAAGCGAAUGGGAAGGUGGAUUGACUUUGACAAGGACUACAAGACUCUCUACCCAUGGUUCAUGGAGACUGUCUGGUGGGUGUUCAAACAGCUGUACGACAAGGGUAUGGUUUACCGAGGAGUCAAAGUCAUGCCUUUCUCCACUGCCUGCAACACCCCCCUGUCCAACUUCGAGUCCCACCAGAACUACAAGGACGUUCAGGACCCGUCGGUGAUCGUCAACUUCCCGUUGGUGGGGGAUGAGGAUGUGUCUUUGAUCGCCUGGACGACCACACCCUGGACCCUGCCCAGCAACCUGGCCCUCUGUGUCAACCCGGAGUUCUUCUACGUCAAGGUCAAAGGUGAGAGACCAAGCCUGACGAGUGCUGUGUCAGUGUAUGCUGCUGCUGAGCUUUACACUGUGCUGGUUAUGGAUGACAUUUGCAUCAUUAGACAUUCCAAGUGUGGAGAGCAAGGAGCGUUUCAGGUGGUGUUGGAUAACUACGUCAAGGAGGAAGAGGGCACAGGAGUGGUCCACCAGGCACCUUACUUUGGAGCUGAUGAUUUCAGGGUGUGCACUGAAUACAAGAUCAUCGCGAGGGACCAGGCUCCGAUCUGCCCUGUGGACGCCUCGGGCUGCUUCACUUCAGAGGUCACUGACUUCGUGGGACAGUAUGUCAAAGUGAGUGACACAUCAGACAUUUACAUGUAG